CAUGGUCUGGGUGUGGAAAUCACUCAUGGCCUUGUGUGCUUGGUGGGGCUGGGGGUGGCAGAACCUCUCUGUGUCCCAGCCAAGGUCACCCUGGGAGCUGCCACCUCCAGCAGUGCCCGAGCUCCGAGGGAAGGAGCUGUGUGGGACAAAGGCUUCUCCCAGCCACACAGUCCAAGGGAGCCAUGAGGAAGAGCCUCCAUGGCUGGGCAAAACGCACCCCCAGCAACUCAGAGUAAUUUUGCCUUAGUCCCUGAUGACUCUGAUGGUUUAGUGGAAGGGUUUAGGAUGAUUGAGGCUCCAGUUUGCUUUUCCAGCAGUGCCUGGGCUGGGAUGUGCAUUUGGACACAGACUCACACCGUGAGCUGCCCUGUGCCUUCCAGCUGCGUUCCAGCUGUUUUCCAGCUGUCUGCAGAGGAGGUGCCCUGUCCAUGGCCUGGGAAGGGGGACCUGCAGAGCACAGAGGGCAGCCCCUCCCCUCUCUGCAGCGUCCCCGCUCAGCCCGUGUCCCUUGCAGGAUCUCGGUGUGUGACGAGGACAAGUUCCGCCACAACGAGUUCAUCGGGGAGACGCGCAUCCCACUGAAGAAACUGAAGCCCAACCAGACCAAAAACUUCAACAUCUGCCUGGAGAAGCAGCUGCCGAUAGAUAAAACAGAGGACAAGUCGCUGGAGGAGCGUGGCAGGAUCCUCAUCUCCCUCAAGUACAGCUCGCAGAAGCAGGGGCUGCAGGUGGGCAUCAUGCGCUGUGCACACCUGGCUGCCAUGGACGCCAACGGCUACUCCGACCCCUACGUCAAAAUGUGAGUGUCACCCUUCAAAAUGUGAGUGUCACCCUUCAAAAUGUGAGUGUCACCCGCCAAAAUGUGAGUGUCACCUGUCAAAAUGUGUCACCCGUCAAAAUGUGAGUGUCACCCGUCAAAAUGUGUCACCUGUCAAAAUGUGAGUGUCACCCGUCAAAAUGUGAGUGUCACCCACCAAAAUGUGAGUGUCACCUGUCAAAAUGUGUCACCUGUCAAAAUGUGUCACCCGUCAAAAUGUGUCACCCGUCAAAAUAUGAGUGUCACCCGUCAAAAUGUGAGUGUCACUUGUCAAAAUGUCACCUGUCAAAAUGUGAGUGUCACCUGUCAAAAUGUCACCUGUCAAAAUGUGAGUGUCACCCACCAAAAUGUGUCACCUGUCAAAAUGUCACCUGUCAAAAUGUGAGUGUCACCCUUCAA
Messenger RNA from Cyanistes caeruleus (blue tit), 1216 nucleotides. Lineage: Eukaryota; Metazoa; Chordata; Aves; Passeriformes; Paridae. The record is from RefSeq and is a predicted model, not a curated record.